Molecule: messenger RNA, 4499 nt
Organism: Balaenoptera acutorostrata (minke whale)
Lineage: Eukaryota; Metazoa; Chordata; Mammalia; Artiodactyla; Balaenopteridae
Gene: POLR3D
Product: RNA polymerase III subunit D
Biological process (GO): transcription by RNA polymerase III
Cellular component (GO): RNA polymerase III complex
Molecular function (GO): DNA binding
Source: RefSeq, a predicted model, not a curated record
GCGACAAGAUGGCGGCGCCCGCGCCGUGCCACGCAGACUUCCGCCCGGCGCCGAGGUCCGGGGUCGACCGCGGGUCGCCUCGGAGGUGAAGUCGGGACGUGCGUGGUGCGGAGCUGCAGCCUGGGUGCGCUGGGGCACCAUGUCAGAAGGAAACGCCGCGGGCGAGCCCAGUGCUCCAGGAGGGCCCCGACCCCUCCUUUCUGGGGCGCGGGGGCUUAUCGGGCGGAGGCCGGCGCCUUCCCUCACCCCGGGCCGCCUUCCCUCCAUCCGCUCCAGGGAUCUCACCCUCGGGGGAGUCAAGAAGAAAACCUUCACCCCAAAUAUCAUCAGUCGGAAGGUCAAGGAAGAGCCCAAGGAAGAAGUAACUGUCAAGAAGGAGAAGCGUGAUAGGGAUAGAGACCGACAGCGAGAGGGCCAUGGACGGGGCCGGGGGCGCCCAGAAGUGAUCCAGUCCCACUCUAUCUUUGAGCAGGGCCCCGCUGAAAUGAUGAAGAAAAAGGGGAACUGGGAUAAGACGGUGGAUAUGUCGGACGUGGGGCCCUCUCACAUCAUCAACAUCAAAAAGGAGAAGAGGGAGACAGAUGAAGAAACAAAACAGAUUCUGCGUAUGCUGGAGAAGGAUGAUUUCAUCGAUGACCCUGGGCUGAGGAAUGACACUCGAAACAUGCCUGUGCAGCUGCCGCUGGCUCACUCGGGCUGGCUUUUUAAGGAAGAGAAUGAAGAACCAGAUGUUAAACCUUGGCUGGCCGGCCCCAAGGAAGAGGACAUGGAGGUGGACGUGCCUGCUGUGAAAGUGAAAGAGGAGCCGCGAGAUGAGGAAGAGGAGGCCAGGAUGAAGGCUUCUUCCAGAGCAGCCAGGAAGACCCCGGGCCUCCCGAAGGACGUGUCCGUGGCAGAGCUGCUCAGGGAGCUGAGCCUCACGCAGGAGGAGGAGCUGCUGUUCCUGCAGCUGCCAGACUCACUCCCUGGCCAGCCGCCCACUCAGGACGUCAAGCCUAUCAAGACAGAGGUGCAGAGCGAGGACGGACAGAUGGUGGUUAUAAAGCAGGAGAAAGACCGGGAAGCCAGGCUGGCAGAGAAUGCUUGUACCCUGGCUGACCUGACAGAGGGUCAGGUCGGCAAGCUGCUCAUCCGCAAGUCGGGGAAGGUGCAGCUUCUCCUGGGCAAGGUGACUCUGGACGUGACCAUGGGGACCACCUGCUCUUUCCUGCAGGAGCUGGUGUCCGUGGGCCUUGGAGACAGUAGGACGGGUGACAUGACAGUCCUGGGACACGUAAAGCACAAACUUGUAUGUUCUCCCAAUUUGAAUCCCUGUUGGAUCACAGACACCGGUAAAAUGAGCAGAUGGAGGAUGGUGGUGAUUGUGUCCACGGCUGGCCUGCUCCAGACGUUUUGUUCUCAAAUCUGUUCAACCCAGAAGGCGCCUGUUUAGCCCACCCACUCCAGCCAUUGUCCCAGUUUUCCGCACAUGGCUCCUUCCCGCAGCAGCUGUGAACGGCGCAGUGACCUUCCCACAGCACGGAGACUGCACACCCUCGCUGCUGGGGGGCUUGUCCCUGCUAUUUAUUUUUAUAUUUAUGGCUUAGCUCUUCAACUGACUGCAUCCUCCCCAGGUGGAGCGGGGGCACGGUCUGGGAAAGGACGGGCUCCUUCUCUGGUGACGUCUUUGUUCUCAGGGUAGGAAGUGUACGGACAGCUGCUGCUCCCUCCUUCCCCCCAAGAGGCGGCGCCAGAGAGAGAGCAGGGACUUCCGAAUCUGAGACUCAGCCCCAGCUCUGCCCAUUACUAGUUGUGUGACUGGACAAACUACCUAACGUUUCUGAGCCUCAUACUCCUCAUCUGACAAAAAUGAGGACCAUACCUACCUCACAGGGUUGGCAUGAGGAUGCAGUGGAAUACUGUCGAUGAAAACUUGCACAAGGCCAGACAUACACAGUAGGCGCUCAAUAAAUGUUAGUUUAGUUUCCCUUCGACUGAAUCUAUUUUCAAACAAAAGAGAGAUUCUGAGAAUCUCAGAUAAAGUGAAUGGAGCUGCUUCAUCCCGCAUUCUUACUCCGUGUCCUGUCCCCGCAGCGUGAUGCUCUGACGGUUUGGGUUUGGGCCCUUCUAUGCCCUUUUUUUCCUAAGCACUCCUAGGCAAGUGCUUCCUGUUUAUUGCUGCGAGGCUCUAGCUGUAGGUGCCAUCAGAAGUGACAAAGUCAGAGACUCACUCCUCCCAGUGCCCUACAGAUGCCUUCGGGUGACAUGGUGGUCCCAGGACUCCCUCCACCCUCACUCCUGCAGUAAGUAGCUGCUACUCUUCCAGUAGCUGCUUCCACUUUUUCUCAGAAGAAACCUGUGACCACUCCUGGAGAAUUAUCACCACACCGAGUCAAAUACUGCUGAAAAACAACCCUGGCUGAGAUAGUAAGUAGAGAUUUAUUGCAUAAUGGCCUCACUUUGAAUUUGAGAGGCCCACCUCUGUCUCCUGCCCUGGCAUCAGCUUGGAUUCCACUGCCACUGGCCGCGCUGGCCUUGUAGUUCAUUGGUCUGUGGUCUGUUCCUUUCAGCAGCUCACCACACUCUUGACCCUUCCAGUGUGUGGUCCCUAAGGAGCAGCUUCUCUUUCCUUGUCCCUUGUCUGCAGGGCAGGAUCGGGGAGGCACCUCUGAGGUUGGGGAAGGCCUCCUGUUGCAGUGUACGUGGUCAUGAGACACCGGCAACGCAGCUCCCUUUGCUGUGAGCUUAGCAGACCACCUCUGGGACAGGUGUGAACCACACAGACACCUCUUAACUUAGGUGGCCCGAGAGGUUUUGGAAGCGUAUGCCUUCCUUUAUUCUCGCCUUCUUUCUGUUCCUUGAGCCUGUUUUUUAUUCAUCACCACUGGGGCUUCUUCUCCACCGAGCCCCUCAAGCUGCCUAGCCAGCAGCUAGGAGGCAGGAUUGACUGUGUAAUCCCCACAUCGCCCCUUCUUUAGCUAAGAGCUCACGUGAGCUCCGUUGGAUGGUGCUGUUCUGGUCUCUGUUCUCACUAUAGAGGACAGGUGAGCAGAAAGGGUCUUGGAGACGUGUGCCGUGGAAGUCCUGUUUGGUCUAAUGCUGAGCUUUGAUGAACCAACUCCUUUUUUGUUCUCUGGGCUUCAGUGUUUGCUGCUUCUCCUUUUCCACAGCUAAUGCACUGCCAGUGAGUCUCCAUUGUAAUCCUCUCUUUCUCUUGGUUACUUUGGUUCAAAAACACUCUUCUGCUUUUCCCGGCUAACUCAAAGGCCCUGCCUUGUUAGAUGUUUGGUGUUUUGCAGUCUUUAGUUCUUUGACUCCUCCACGGAAGCUUGAGGAAGAGUGUGUACCACUUUAACGUUCACCACUUCGCCAUUUCAAGUAUCUUGGGGAUCGACCAUUAUGACCCUGCAUCAGAGUCCCCACGACCUGUCUCUACAUUCCUGAUACACAGAUUGAACAUCGUCAAUAAAAGUGUGGCAAAAAGACGAGGCAAGUCUGCUUUCUUGGCCAAGCCUCCAAAGCAUACAUUUCUACCAACAAAUAAAUGCAAAUAACAGGAGUAAAAAGCCCAAAGCCAAAUUCAUGUAUGAGUGCAAAUGGAUGCAAAUUUAUUACUACCUGCAUCUGUGUGUAUGCAUUUUGUUAAGAUGCCGAAAGCGAGCUGUAGGCUUGUUCAUUUCUUAAUUACAUGAUUAAGUGACAGAGUGUGGGCCUUAGAGUCAGGGUGGGGUUUGAAUCUAACUCCACCAGUAUAACAUUGGGGAAAAUCAUUUAUCCUCCCUAAGCUCAGUUUUAUUCAUUUUCUGUAAAAAUGAGAUAAUAGUAGCUUUUUAAUAGGGUUGCUUUUAAAUUACAGUGGACAUAAAGCAUUUAUUUCAUGCCAGACAGAAAAGUGCUUCUGUCAGGACCUGAUCAGCACAAGUAACAGAAAACUAGACUGACAGUGACGUAAGCAAUAAGAAUGUUUAAUUGUCUCAUGUAACGGGCAGUCUGGAGAUAGAUGGUUCCAGAGUUGGGUGGCAGCCAAAACAUCAAGAUUUUCUUGGAUGCAUUUGUUCUGCCAUCCUUGGUGUUACAAAGUGGCUGCAACAACUGAGCAUCAUUUCUUCAAAUGACAGUGUCCAGAGCCAAAGCAGGAAGCAAAGUAGACAGCAGUAAAGGAACUUUCUCCUCAUUCUGCUCAUAUCAGGGAGGAGUAUCCUUCAGAGGCCCAAAGAGACUUGCCCCUAUGUCUCUGAUAGAGCGGACCACAUAACCACCCUUGGAUGGGCACUGGCGAAGAGGGAUGGGUGGACCAGUUUGUCCCCUGGCACUGACGUCUUGUUGCCUUUGAGACAGGGUUUUGUUAGUAGGGAAGAAACAGGAAUGGCAGUUAGGUAUAAACAGUCCAUGAUAGUUGCCACCAUGAUUAAAAAAUACUGUCUAUUUUACUAAACUCUAACUAUAUCUAGGUAGAAUGUUUUUUAAUGUUCAAUUACCUUUUAUUCUACUAAAUAAACCAGUUUUAACAUUUUAGUGCA